AUGGAGAUGGAGAUGGAAGCCAAACAAGAACAAGAACAGCCACAAACACAACCACAACCGCAGCCACCGCUACCACAGCUCUCGGCCAGCGACCCUGCCGUCGAGGCUGCCUCGCAGAUGGACAAUGACCAUCCAUCCGUGUCUCUUUCGCGCGAAAAGACCGACGAUGCCACCCAGAACCGGAAAUUUACCUGGAAAUCGUGGUUGCUGUUCGCAGCAGUCGCCCUAUCUCUUUUCCUCACGGCCCUGACCGGCUCAAUCAUUGCAACGGCCAUACCUGUAAUCACCACUGAUUUCAACUCGCUCGACGACAUUGGCUGGUACGGGUCUGCUUCUUUGGUCGCAUCGUACUUUAUAUGCAUAGUCUUCAUGGCCAUCUUCACUCUGGGAUCCCUGGUCUGUGGCCUCGCUUCGUCUUCGGCCAUGCUCAUAGGUGGGAGAGCGGUGCAGGGCGCGGGGAGCGCUGGCUUACUCAAUGGCGCCUUUGCCAUCAUCGCUGCGGCGGUCCCCGAGGAUAUGAAACCAAUCUUCACUGGAGUGGGCAUGGCCCUGUCCACCGCCGGUCAGAUCGUCGGGCCGACGAUAGGGGGUGCUCUGACAGAAAAGGUUUCGUGGCGUUGGUGUUUCUACAUCAACCUGCCCUUUUUUGGCGUCAUCCUCCUGGUUCUAUCGCUUCUCCCCAUCCCGGAGCAGACGGAAAAAAAGCCCUUCCGGUCGACUUGGCGGACCACGGUUAAAGAAGAACUCGACCUGGCCGGGUUUGCGCUCUUUGCUGCGGCCUGUGUCAUGUUUCUAUUGGCUAUCAUCUGGGGCGGCAACAUAUUUGCAUGGAAGUCGUCGACCAUCAUCGGCCUGUUCUGUGGCGGUGGCGCCACAGCCAUCAUCUUUGCAUUCUGGGAGAGCCACAAGGGUGAAAAGGCAAUGAUUCCCCCCAGGAUCAUUCGCACGCAGCUCGUAAUCUCCGGUUGUGUGGUCAAUUUCCUGGUCAUGGCUUCGAACUUGACCCUGUCCUAUUACCUCCCCCUUUGGUUUCAGGUCGUCAAGGGGGAUACGCCGUUAAUGAGCGGCGUGAGCAUCUUGCCCACUGCCAUAGCUCAAAGCUGCGGUGCGGUGGCGGCCGGCAAGUUCGUCCAGGUCAUGAGAUAUUGUGCGCCUUGGGCCAUGUUUGGGUCCCUGAUCUCGUCCGUCGGCUCAGGUUUGAUGACGACGUUUACUCCUUCGACCGGGACAGGAGCGUGGAUCGGGUACCAGAUCCUCGUUGGCGUGGGCCGGGCCUCGGUCUUCCAGAUGCCGCUCACAGCAAUCAUGGGGUUCCUGCCCCCCAAAGAACAAUCCAUGGCUAUUUCCCAAGUCUUCUUCUUCCAGUACCUUGGAGGCACAAUCUUCCUCGCUGUCGCAGAGACCGUGUUAACAAGCAGUCUGCGCUCGUCACUGCCUCGAGAUGCCCCGGGCGUCAGUGCCGACGCCAUCAUCCAUGCAGGUGCCUCGGCCGUGAGGUCCGUGGUAUCCAAGGCUGAGCUGGCCGGCGUGCUGAAGGCUUACAACCACGCGAUAAUCUGCACUUUUGUGGGUCCAUUUAUUUUCAUUCUCGUUCCUUCGAUUCAUGAUCCACGAUUCCACCACCCCACCAUCCCACCGUAA
Molecule: messenger RNA, 1641 nt
Organism: Capronia epimyces CBS 606.96
Lineage: Eukaryota; Fungi; Ascomycota; Eurotiomycetes; Chaetothyriales; Herpotrichiellaceae
Exons: 7
Coding region: 1-1641 (546 amino acids)
Biological process (GO): transmembrane transport
Molecular function (GO): transmembrane transporter activity
Source: RefSeq, a predicted model, not a curated record